This is a messenger RNA of Zophobas morio, 452 nucleotides long. Its product is annotated as histone H4-like. Gene Ontology annotation, molecular function: protein heterodimerization activity; structural constituent of chromatin; DNA binding. Gene Ontology annotation, biological process: nucleosome assembly. NCBI's taxonomy places the organism in Eukaryota, Metazoa, Arthropoda, Insecta, Coleoptera, Tenebrionidae. The transcript has a single exon. Gene Ontology annotation, cellular component: nucleosome. The record is from RefSeq and is a predicted model, not a curated record. Bases 1 to 312 code for a protein of 103 amino acids.
AUGACCGGUAGAGGAAAAGGAGGCAAAGGCUUGGGAAAAGGUGGCGCGAAACGUCAUCGCAAAGUCCUGCGCGACAACAUCCAGGGCAUAACGAAACCGGCCAUCAGAAGAUUGGCCCGUCGCGGCGGUGUGAAACGUAUCUCCGGGUUGAUCUACGAAGAAACCAGAGCCGUCCUCAAGGUGUUCCUCGAGAACGUGAUCCGUGACGCCGUCACCUACACCGAACACGCCAAACGUAAGACCGUCACCGCCAUGGACGUCGUCUACGCUUUGAAACGUCAAGGACGCACCCUCUACGGUUUCGGCGGUUAAUUUUUUGCAAUAGCAAGAAAUUUAAUCGUCGGUGAUUUUGAUUCUUUGACUUUUCCGUAUAUACGCCACGACAACAAACGAGAUCGGAGAAAAAAAAAAACGGUUCUUUUCAGAACCACAAAAUUUUUCUAACGAAUAAA